CCCGCCCGGCGCGCUCGCCCGCCGGCUCGCUCGCGCGGAGGAAAACGUUGCGCAGGUUCAAAAAUGGAACGUCGGCGGCGUGAGGGAGCGCGAGGGGGUGUGCGCGCGUGCGCGUGCGCGUGCGCGCCCGGGCGAGGGUGACGGGGACCCCGCCGGCCCGAGCAUCGCGCGCCGCAGCCGCGGCCCCGCAGCUCCGCCCCCGGCCCGGCCCGGCCCCGGGCCCGCUCGCCCGCCGCCCCGCAUGGAGCUGUCAGCCAUCGGCGAGCAGGUGUUCGCCGUAGAGAGCAUCCGGAAGAAGCGCGUGCGGAAGGGUAAAGUUGAAUACUUGGUGAAGUGGAAAGGAUGGCCCCCAAAGUACAGCACGUGGGAGCCGGAGGAACACAUCCUGGACCCCCGCCUGGUCAUGGCCUACGAGGAGAAGGAGGAGAGAGACCGAGCGUCGGGGUAUAGGAAGAGAGGUCCGAAACCCAAACGGCUUCUGCUGCAGCGGCUGUACGGCAUGGACCUGCGGAGCUCCCACAAGGCCAAGGGCGAGGAGAAGCUCUGCUUCUCCCUGACGCGCCCACUCGGCAGCGGGAGCCCCGAGGGGGUGGUCAAGGCGGGGGCGCCCGAGCUGGCGGACAAGGGCCCCUUGGUGCCCACCCUGCCCUUCCCGCUCCGCAAGCCCCGCAAGGCCCACAAGUACCUGCGGCUCUCACGCAAGAAGUUCCCGCCCCGCGGGCCCAACCUGGAGAGUCACAGCCAUCGACGGGAGCUCUUCCUGCAGGAGUCACCGGCCCAGGACGUCCUGCAGGCGGCCAGCGAGUGGGAGCCUGCCGAGCAGCCCCCCGAAGAGGAGGCAGAGGCAGAUCUGGGCGAGGGGCCACCUUCCUGGACACCCACGCUCCCCUCAAGUGAAGUGACAGUGACCGACAUCACGGCCAACUCCAUCACCGUCACCUUCCGCGAGGCCCAGGCCGCCGAGGGCUUCUUCCGAGACCGCAGUGGGAAGUUCUGAUCCGCCAUUUUUAACUCUUAAACUGUUUUCUUUGGGGCUCGGGGUGGGGACUUCCGGAGAUGAGGAGGGGGUUAGGGCGGGAUAAUUAUUUUAUUUAAAAAAAACAAAAACAUUGACCAGGAGAAGGGGUGAUGCUCCCAACCUUGUCCCGCCCACCCGCCCCUUUCUCUGCGCUGACGGACAGACGGACAUUUUCAGAGCUGGGGCAGGGGGGGGGGCCUGGCACUGCUCUGUCACUUGGGGCGCCGUCUCCAGGGCAGGACGGGGACAGGGCCAGCCUCCCUGGACCCCUCUGGCCCGCUUCUUCUCCGGAGAGACAGCAAUUGGUCCCGGGACUAAAGGAGGACUGGAAGACCUGAGCCCUCCCCCGCAUCCUGCCCCCGCCUUUCUGGUUGGUUACCCCUUUUCCCUUCUGUGUGUGUGUUUGGGGAGGGGUCUUUCUUUUUAACUUUCCACUCCAGCUCUUCGGGGGAGAUGGAGGCUGGCUUUGAGCAAAAGCGACGGGGUAUGAGAGCUGAGGGGCCGCAGGGAAGGGUUGGAGAUGGCUGGCCAUAACCCAGAGAGGUCUCCCCCGGGUGGGGUGGUUGCCAGCUAAUAAGCCCCUUCCGCUGAGAGCUACUCCCCACCCCACCCCCCAACCUGGCCUGUGAAAACUGCCCACGUGCGCACCCGGCCCCGCAGGUGUGUGUACUGGCCCUCGUGCCCUCGUGACUGCACGCACAUGUCCAUAGCCAUGUGCAGCGGGUCUUGCAAACUUCCUGUUUAGAAACCCUGACCAGGUGAAUGGGUGAAUGGGGGGUGAAUCAGCACAAAAGAGCUUGCCAUAGGUAACCCCACUCACCCCACCCUCCCUGCGCUUCACCUGACAGGAUCUGUCCAAUCAGCGUGCUUGCGCCGUCACUGGAGGGCAGGAGUCCGGCGGGGGCGGGGGAGCGGGGCGGCGGUCAGGGGGCGGCCAAAUGGCCUUCAGUGCUCCAGGUGUGGGAUGCCGUCUUGUGGUUUCACCUGGCCAGUCACAGGUGUGCAGAUGUGUGCCCUGCACCAGCGCAGUCACGGGUGUGCAAGUGUGUGUGUGUGUGUAUGCCCUGCACCAGCGCAGCCACAGGCGUGCAAGUGUGUGCAUGUGUGCCCUGCAUCAGCGCAAGCUCUGAGGCAGUUGGGUUCCAUUCCUCUCCUGCGCACCCCUUCCCCGCCGGGGCCCCGGUUCUCUCUGACUCAGGUGACUUUCCAGCCCUUCCCCUCCCCUCUUUUUCUGCCCCCCUCCCCCAAGUCAGCCAACCAGAUGUGGGUGUGGGUGGUCAGGGAGGGAGGGAGCGUCCCACCACCUUCUCAGGGCAGCCCUUGACCCCUGACACCCUUCCUCCUCCUGUUCUGGGUCUCCUCCGCACCCACCCUCAAUGCUGCAGCUGGGACUAACCUUGUUUCCCCGUGGGGGGACUUCUGCCAUGUCUUCCUGUGAUUGGGCUGUAGCGGAGGGUGGGUCAGGCUGUGUCCAAGCCCCGCCCCCUGCCCCCGCCCUGGCAGGGCCUGUGUCUGCCAGAAGAGGGGGCGCUCUGUUUCUAGUUUGCACAGACACGUCCUGUGGACUAGUGGCUUCUCCCUCUAGUGAGGAGUGACCUCUUCCCUACCCUGGCCCUGUAGGGGAGAAGCCAGGUUGGGGGUGGGCACCAGGGGAGCAAGCUCAAGACUGGCUCCCUCCCCUGUCCCCAUCUCAGGCCAGGCACUGGGUCCCGCCCCCCGCCUCCCCCGGCCCCGCCCCAGGGCCAGCUCUAUGCUCUGCUUUGUCCUCAGGAAGUAGGCAGAAUCCUGCUGAGGCUCCUCCAAUAGGGCAGUUCUUCCCCAGACCCCUUCUUCCCAAGUUCCCAAACCAAAGACACCCUGCACCCCAUUUUUCUUUGGGGUGCCUUGCUGGUCAGAUCCCAGAUCCUUGCGUGUGGGUCCCCCCUUCCUUUGCAGUCCUUCGUUGUCCAGGGUCAAUUCAGUGCUUCCAUUGGGGGAUGGCACCACCCCCCACCCCAUGACUUGAUUCACCCCCAGCCUAGGGGUUUGUGUCUAGAGGAGUAUGUGGGGGUGGACCGGGGAACCGAGGGGCUGUGGGGAACCCUCCUGCCUGGAGCCCUGGGGAGGGGAUGGGCAGCCAGAGUGGGCGGCUGUCCCAGGUCAGGGGCUCCUGGCAUAGGGGAGGGUGGUGGCAGGGGCCUCGCUGUGACAGAAAGAUGCUGGCCCUGGCUUUGGACUUGGCUGGCAGCUUCCAAUAGAAGUCACACUCACCCCAUGCCCGGGGACAGGUGGCCUCCUCCAGCCUCACUUUGAAGAGCUGUUUGUGUCAUGUGCUGGUUUGGGGUAGGGGGCUCUUUUGUGGGAUGAGGUGACUGCUGUGGUGGAACACUGCUUGACUCUCAACCCUUCAUGGCACACAGGGUGCCCUGCUGUCUGGAGGGCUGAACCCUGGGAGCCAAAGCUCUUAGGACCCACCCAUCCAGGACACAGGACGGAGACCUUUGCGAGGGGUUGGAAGUGGCCUUCAGGCCUCCUCCAGCCCUGAGCAUCCCAGCAGGGCUUGGGGUGAGGGGACAAACUGGGCACGACCUCCCUCCCCACCCCGUAGCCACCCCAGAAGGCCAGUACUCACUUGGGGAGGGGGCGUUGAAAAAGUUAGACCACCUGCCUUCCCUUCCCCAGCCUCACCUGUUUUGAAUGUAGACACCGGUUGGUACUUCUGUUUUGCUGUGGGGUGGGGCAAAGGGCAUGUUCUCUGCCCCUGGCACGGCCACCCCCCUGCUGAUGCCGCAGGCCCCUCGAGGACCACCUCUGCUCUCAGGAUGGUGGUCCCAUCGCCAGCUUCCUCCUUGGCUCCUGCCCCGGGUGAGGGCGCUUCGCUGGUCCGGUGGUUUUUGCCUUUGCUUUAUAACUGGCCCGCCGGGCUUCCAGGGCUCAGCACAAGAACGCUUCCUUUGCACAGAAUGAGCGUCGAGCUUUGUUCAGACUAAAUGAAUGUAUUUGGGAGGGGUUGGGGGGUACGAGUCGAUUUCAAGCACAUGCCUUUUUCGAGUGAGCGUGUGCGGGGAGAGCUGGAGCAGAUGCAGAGCAUGGUUUUAUUUUUCUACUGAUGUUGGUAAGAGACUGUAUAGCAUCUAUUUAUUUAGAUGAUUUAUCUGGUAAAUGAGGCAAAAAAAAUUAUUAAAACUACAUUAAAGAUGAUUUUAGAAAAAAA
This is a messenger RNA of Cervus elaphus (red deer), 4211 nucleotides long. It is a transcript of the gene CBX7, whose product is annotated as chromobox 7. Gene Ontology annotation, cellular component: PRC1 complex. Lineage: Eukaryota; Metazoa; Chordata; Mammalia; Artiodactyla; Cervidae. The record is from RefSeq and is a predicted model, not a curated record. Gene Ontology annotation, biological process: negative regulation of transcription by RNA polymerase II. The coding region runs from base 242 to 997 and encodes 251 amino acids. The transcript is spliced from 6 exons.